CGCCAGUCGAAUUUGUAACCCUCCGCCUCCAAGUGAAGGCGCGCAUAUGUUUUUUCUAUACCUACUUGCCUGGACCUGACCUGUGUUGGCUUUAUCGCUCCAUUGUCCGGCCCGUCACAGUCUGUCGCUGAUCUUCGAAUGUCGAUUCUUACCUUCGCGCAUCCCACCGUCUAGAACCCCGUCUACAACCUCCUGUGCUACCUUAUUUUACGAUUUUCAUCAUGACUUCAGAACCUCCUGCGAAGCGCAAGUGUUUAGGGGAAGACUGCCCGAACGACGCAGGCUCUCUACAAUGCCCUACAUGCCUGAAGACUGGCAUCAAGGACAGUUUCUUCUGCUCACAAGAGUGCUUUAAGAAGAACUGGGCAACCCACAAGAGCAUACACAAGACUGAGAAAAGUAUUUUCCACCAUCUCCUCCCUCCAAAAGUAGUCUCUAAACCUGAUCCAGAGACCGGCACCUUCAACCCGUUCCCGACCUACCCCUUUACCGGCGCCCUGCGACCCUUCUACCCGCUCUCCCCGAAGCGCACCGUUCCCAAGAGCAUCCCGCACCCCGAUUGGUCCGAAGAUGGCGUCCCCAAAUACAACCGGACCCUCUUGAACCGGAACAAGGUGGAAAUACUGGAUGCCAAGGGAAUCGCCGGCAUGCGAAAGGUGUGCCAACUGGCGCGAGAGGUGCUGGACAUCGCCGCCGCCGCCGUCCAACCGGGCGUCACGACCGACUACAUCGACGAGAUUGUCCACAAGGCCUGUCUAGAGCGCAACGCAUACCCUUCCCCGCUCAACUACAACCACUUCCCCAAGUCCGUCUGCACGUCGGUGAACGAGGUUAUCUGCCACGGCAUCCCCGACCAGCGCGUGCUGCAGGACGGCGACAUCCUCAACGUCGACGUCACCCUAUACUACGGAGGCUACCACGGCGAUCUCAACGAGACGUACUACGUCGGCGACAAGGCCAAGGCGGACCCGGGCUCGGUCCGGGUGGUGGAGGCGGCGCGCGAAUGCCUCGACCUCGCGAUCCAGGCGGUCAAGCCCGGCACGCUGAUCCGCGAGUUCGGCAACAUCAUCGAGAAGCACGCCAAGACCAAGGACUGCAGCGUCAUCCGGACGUACUGCGGCCACGGCAUCAACAGGCUGUUCCACUGCCCGCCCAACGUGCCGCACUACGCCAAGAACAAGGCCGUCGGCGAGUGCAGGCCGGGCAUGACGUUUACCAUCGAGCCCAUGGUUGCGCUCGGCAAGUAUCGGGAUGUUACCUGGCCUGAUAACUGGACCAGCACUACCAUUGACGGGAAACGGACGGCGCAGUUUGAGCACACGCUGCUGGUGACCGAAGAUGGUGUCGAAGUUCUAACGGCCCGGAAGCCGGACUCGCCCGGUGGUCCGGUGCCCAUGCCC
Molecule: messenger RNA, 1400 nt
Organism: Sodiomyces alkalinus F11
Lineage: Eukaryota; Fungi; Ascomycota; Sordariomycetes; Glomerellales; Plectosphaerellaceae
Product: methionine aminopeptidase
Exons: 5
Biological process (GO): proteolysis
Molecular function (GO): metalloaminopeptidase activity
Source: RefSeq, a predicted model, not a curated record